Messenger RNA from Leishmania mexicana MHOM/GT/2001/U1103, 2835 nucleotides. RefSeq names its product chaperone protein-like protein. Gene Ontology annotation, molecular function: ATP hydrolysis activity; misfolded protein binding; ATP binding. Gene Ontology annotation, cellular component: cytoplasm. NCBI's taxonomy places the organism in Eukaryota, Euglenozoa, Kinetoplastea, Trypanosomatida, Trypanosomatidae. Gene Ontology annotation, biological process: protein refolding; cellular response to unfolded protein. The record is from RefSeq and is a predicted model, not a curated record. The coding region runs from base 1 to 2835 and encodes 944 amino acids. The transcript has a single exon.
AUGCACCGCCACAUCUUUCGUCGCAGCACCGCACUGCUGCAAAUGGGCACUCCAAGCAUGGGCGGAAUGCCGGGGAUGCCACCAGGGAUGGGGGUUCCCGGUGCCAACAGCUCGGUCGGGCCGUCGUCCCGCUUGCCGAACCGCCCGGGAAAGACGGUGAGCUACCAGAACGCAAUCAAGAUGGAAGCGGAGAGGCGCCGAAAGCUGGAGGAGGACACGCGUAGCCGCUACUAUGUCGUCAAGGAGGACACCUGGGAGAAGCGGGGAGGCGGGCGGGUGAUCGGCAUCGACCUCGGCACCACAAACAGCUGUAUCUGCUACAUUGACACCGCAACGAGGCGGCCGAAGAUCAUCCCGUCGCCAACGGGGUCGUGGGUGUACCCGACGGCCAUCACCUUCGACAAGAAUCACCAGAUUCGCAUGUUCGGCGAGGAGGCACGCGCCUGUGCGCGCACGAGCGCCAGCGCGACACUCUGCAGUGGCAAGCGGCUCAUCGGUCGCGGCUUUGGCGAGCUUGGUCGCGUGCAAUCGAACUUGUCCAAGACAAACAUUUUGACGGUGAACGAGAAGGGCGAGGUGGCGGUGGAGAUCAUGGGGCGCACGUACACAGUUGUGCACAUCAUUGCCAUGUUCCUGCGCUACCUGAAGAGCGAAGCUGAGAAGUUCUUGGGCGAGGAAGUGCAGCUGGCCGUGGUAAGCGUGCCGGCGUACUUUACACCGCAACAAAAGGUGGCCACCGAAGACGCGGCGCUCUGUGCGGGCUUUGACGUGCUGGAGAUCAUUGACGAGCCGUCGGCCGCGUGCCUGGCGUACACGGUGCUGGAAGAGCUCAAGCGCGAGGAGAGGGAUGGGCAGCGACGUGCGGCGGUCAGUCCACCUGGAUCUGCCACCGCUACCGCUGCCUCCGCAGCGCAAGCGAGCAGUAGCGGUGGCAACCCCGAGGCGGUGGCGGCCGCGUCCUCGUCCUCUACUCCUGAAGCGGACGCAUACGGCAACAAGCGCUACGUGCGCUCUCUCGUCUUUGACCUGGGUGGCGGCACACUCGACUGUGCCAUCAUGGAGCACGACCGCUACCGGCAAAUGUUCAACCUCGUCGCCACACACGGGGACCCCAUGCUGGGAGGCAAUGACUGGGACACGGUUCUCUCCCAGCACUUCGCCAAGCAGUUCGAGAGCAAGUGGCGCGUGCCGAUUGAAGAAGAGGAGGGCAACGUUGGCCAAGGCGUCGCGGCCUUCCGAAACUUAAUCCUAGAGGCGGAGAAGGCGAAGAUACACUUCACCCACUCCACCGAGACCUACUACGGCUACAACCGCGCCUUCCACUUUUCCGACAAGCUGCGCGACAUUGUGCCGCUGGAGGCGACCCUCACGCAUGAGGAGUAUGUCACCCUCACCCGCCCGCUGCGCGUCCGCUGCCUGCAGUGCAUCGAGAAGCUGUUCAAGCACACCGGCUACACCGCUGCGGACAUCGACAACAUCCUGCUGGUCGGCGCCAUGACCCGUGACCCGCCCAUCCGCCACCUGCUCGAGGAGUACUUCGGGAAGAAGGUGGUGCAGGAGGACACGUGCCCGGCUGACUACGCCGUCGCGCUCGGUGCCGGCAUCCGUGGUGGGAUGCUGCAGGGCAGCUUUCCGGAGCUCACAGCCAACACCCGCUUCGUCAGUGGCACGGUGCAGUCACUGCGCGAGGGCGGCGGCAUCGUCCGCCGGCUGUGGCGCUAUCUCAAGCUCAUGACGAGCACCGUGAACCCUAACGCGAUUGGCACGCGAUGGCGCGGUCGUGCCAAGGGGCUCUCUGAUGAUGAGAUCGCGAACUACGCGAAGGAGCUGGUGGAGUUCGAGGCCACGUGCGCACGUCGACUGCUGCUCGAGCGGGCCGAGAGCGAGGCGAACUUUGUCAUGCGCCGAGUCACGGCCGACUCAAAUCGCAAGCAGGGCAUGCAGGAAAAGCGGAUUAUGCAGCUCAGUGAGCAGCUGAAGUUCUGGCAGUACAUGGUGCACAACUUUCACGACCACGAGGAGGAGCUGCUGCGUGUUGUGAAGGAGCUGCAGGAGGCGCUGAACGAGCUGGAUGGACUCGCGACGGACAACGUGGCAGGCCUGACGAAGGCAGGCACCAUUGACUUCUCCAAGACACUUGCGCGGACGCUGCGCGGCGUGUCCGGUACGGCGGCGGCGAAGGGGGAUGACAACGAGACCAGCGACGACUGCACGGAACACGCCGCGGCAAAAACAGUGGAGAAGCCGUCGGCUACCAGAGACACAGAGACACAGGCGAGUGGCGCGGCGCCGAACACAGCGGCAGGCCCCAAGAUUCUGCGCCGCCGUGCCCCCCUGCCAGCAGCCUCCAGCGCCGCCCAGGAGCUUGUCGAGGCGGGGCAUCCAGCGCUGAUGAACGCGGAUGUCGAGGUGUCCGAGUCUGCCCGCAAUUCGUUCCUGCAGGCUCAGGUCGAGGAACGGGCGUGGCAUGAGCCGCCAGCGCCGCCAGGUGAGCAGGGUUCGUGGACGGAGGUGAAGGCCGCCGUUGACGCAGGCGAAGUUGUGGGCGAGCCAGUGCCAUUGAGGGACCUGCUCCGGCCCAUGACGAUGAUCGAGAUGAAGGUGGCCCUGCAGACGCACUACCCUGUCGACGAUCCGCCGUCCGCCGAGCACAUCGCGAAGAGAGACGUGGCGGUUGACCUGCAGACCAUGACCAUCACGGAGGGGGCGGUGGAUAUGGCACAGCUGCAGGCCGACCUGGACGCCGCGGCGCAGACAGCGGUGGAGCAGGCGAAGGAGGAGGAGAGGCUGAUGCAGGAGCGACAGAAGGAGAUGUCGGCUCGCCUGUUUCGUUGA